UUGUUUUUCGUUGAAAUACAGGAUGUCUGGUCUGUGAAGGUAUAUAUAUAUAAUGUACUUAAUCCCCACAAACCAUAGUGUUUCUCCACCCAUUUUCUUACUACCACGGCAAAAGGGUGUAAUUGCGCAUUCUUUGGGAACAUGGCCACCAUCGUCGGCUGGAUAAGUGAGUCCGUCCGGGUGAUUUUGAAGAUCUCUGGGCUGAAUCUGCAGUCUUUUCUUGUCUUCUGUACGGUCUUCAUUCUGGCGUGUUUCCUCUUGAAGCGCCGCAGAAACCUACCCCCCUACCCAGCAGGACGCGUGCCUGUUCUCGGGCACCUCCUCGCCUUGGGCCGAGCGCCUCACCUCAAGCUGACGGCGUGGGGGCGGCAGUACGGGGACGUCUUCACCGUCAGGAUGGGGAUGGAAGAUGUGGUGGUUCUGAACGGCUACACUGCCGUCAAGGACGCGCUCGUGGACAGGUCCGAGCUGUUCGCCUCCAGGCCGCCAAUGUACCUGCUUGAUGCGAUGGUUGAUUUUGGAAAAGACAUAAUUACUGCGCGCUGGGGACCUGAGUUCAGACAGAGAAAGAAGUUUGCCACCGCCGUCAUGAGAAAACUGGGCAUGAAGAUCGGAACUGGCAGCAUUGAGGAGAAAAUCCGAGAGGAGGCGAGCUGUCUCCGCAACAGGAUUGCAGAAUACGAUGGGGAGCCAUUUGACAUCGCCCAUGACGCCACUGUGCCUGUCGCGAACGUCAUCUGUUCCAUGGUGAUGGGGAAGCGCUAUGACUACCAGGACGAGAGGUUCCGAGAACUUACAGAAGCUCUUAACACGCUCGCGGCUGAAGCUGGAGCCGGGCAGAUCAUCAACGUCUUCCCCUUGCUACGAUUUGUUCCUGUCGUGAAUGCAGCCAUCGUUAAUGCUUUACAAGCGUUCUCGAAGGUCCAAAAUGUGAUAAAAGAGGAGAUUUCUCGCCAUCGCGAGAACCUGGAUCGCGAGAACCCGCGAGAUUUCAUCGACUUCUGCCUGCUGGAGGUUGAAAAGCAGGAGAAGGUGGAGGGUCUGACGGGGGACAUCAUGACACACAUGGCUGAAAACCUUUUCAUGGCAGGCACGGAAACCACCUCAAGCACCCUCCGAUGGAGUCUACUCUACAUGGUCCUGCACCCAACCAUCCAACGGAAGGUGCAGCAGGAGCUUGAUGCCGUUGUUGGUGGGGGUCUGCCCGCCCUGUCCCACCGAUCCCAGCUGCCCUACGUGAACGCCUGUCUGCUGGAGGUCAUGAGGAUCCGGACCGCCGCACCUUUCACGGGCCACGCCACAACAGAGACCGUCAAACUGGGGCAAUAUGACAUCCCGAAGGGAACCCAGGUACUGCUGAACCUGUACGCCAUGCACAUGGACCCCGCCCACUGGCCUGAUCCGGACCGGUUCGACCCCGAAAGGUUUCUGGACGCGGAAGGGAAUAUCAUCAACAAACCUGAGUCCUUCAUGCCUUUUUCAGGAGGCCGACGCGUGUGUCCUGGAGAGCAGCUGGCCAGGAUGGAGCUUUUCCUGUUCUUCUCGACCCUGCUGCAGUCCUUCAGCUUCAGGACGCCAGAGGGCGCUCCUCCUCCAACAACUGACGGCGUCUUUGGUGCAAAUUUCACCCCGCGUCCAUUUCAGCUUUGUGCUAUCCUGCGUUAGUUUUUAUAUCCGAUAUGGGAAAAAUGACGCGAACCAUCUGAUUUCAACUAUGUGAAUGAAGGUUAAUUUGCAUAAUUAAUGAAAAAUUAUUACAAUUGUAUAGUGGUAUAGGGAAUUCAAUACUUGCUAUAUUUGGGAGAUCAGUAAAGGUGAACAUUACUAUACAUAUUUUAUUCCAAUCAGGACCUAAUUUACAUUCUUUUGAGGGACUGCUAGUCUAAGAAUAGCUAAGAAUAAUUAUGUCAAGAAUCACUUUAGCUACCUACAUACCAAAAUGCUGAUCCGUCAA
Messenger RNA from Branchiostoma belcheri (Belcher's lancelet), 1954 nucleotides. Its product is annotated as cytochrome P450 2D4-like. Gene Ontology annotation, biological process: xenobiotic metabolic process. The record is from RefSeq and is a predicted model, not a curated record. Bases 142 to 1665 code for a protein of 507 amino acids. Gene Ontology annotation, cellular component: intracellular membrane-bounded organelle; cytoplasm. Lineage: Eukaryota; Metazoa; Chordata; Leptocardii; Amphioxiformes; Branchiostomatidae. The transcript is spliced from 7 exons. Gene Ontology annotation, molecular function: iron ion binding; oxidoreductase activity, acting on paired donors, with incorporation or reduction of molecular oxygen, reduced flavin or flavoprotein as one donor, and incorporation of one atom of oxygen; heme binding.